ACCACGAAACGAAAAUAGGAGUCAAGAAAGGUGGUGGGAAAGAGGUCAGGUUCCAAUUCCACCAACAAGGAGGGCCAUAGCAAACUAGAGGUCCUUUAGUGGCAUACGACUCUCUCCUCUCGCUCACUACUACUCCACCUCCAUGGCCGUCGUCGGCGUCCUCGCUCUACAGGGAUCUUUUAACGAACAUAUCGCAGCGCUGAGAAGGCUCGGGGUCAAAGGCGUGGAGAUAAGGAAGCCCGAGCAACUAGACAGCGUAGCUUCCCUUAUCAUUCCUGGAGGAGAGAGCACCACCAUGGCUAAGCUCGCUCAGUACCACAAUCUGUUUCCUGCUCUGCGUGAGUUUGUUACAAUGGGGAAGCCUGUUUGGGGGACCUGUGCAGGGCUUAUAUUCUUGGCAAACAACGCUACCGGGCAGAAAAGAGGGGGGCAGGAACUAAUUGGGGGCCUAGAUUGUACUGUAAAUAGAAAUUUCUUUGGUAGUCAGAUUCAAAGCUUUGAGGCAGAGCUGUCGGUACCUGAACUUGCUUCUAAAGAAGGUGGUCCGGAGACAUUUCGUGGAGUAUUCAUCCGUGCUCCUGCAAUCCUUGAAGUAGGGCCGGAAGUUCAAGUGCUGGCUGAAUGUCCUGUCCCAUCAAACAAGGUGUUGGCUUCAAGAUCUGAGGUUGAAGACCAAGAGGAGAAAUUGUCUGAAAAGAAAGUGAUUGUAGCUGUAAGGCAGGGAAACUUGCUAGGGACUGCCUUCCAUCCUGAAUUGACAGCAGAUACUCGAUGGCAUAGUUACUUUUUGAGGAUGUCAAGCAGUGUCGCAGAAGUGGCCUCAAGUAGCAUUGUUGCUGUUGGGGGAGAGGAUUUAAGUUUAAGCAGGCAGCCAACCAUCGACCUUCCCAUAUUUCAAUAGUUUCAGGCAGAAACUAAUAAUUAUCUCUACCUUAUGUUUUUUUCCCUUAGUUUGCUUUUGAUGAUAUAUAUAUAUAUAUAUAAUAUAUAAUAUAUUAUAUAUUAUAUAUAUAUAUAUGGUCAUUCACAUUGAGCAAGUAUUUUUUAUGGUUGGUUUAGCUCUAUAGUAGAUAGACAAUUUGUUCUCCCCCAUAUGGGUGUAUUUAAUAUUUGACAUCACUUGCAUAUGGGGAACCUUUAAAUUUUUGUCCAAGUAAUUGUAUUUCUGUCAUUGGAUCUUCAAUGGUAAAAAGUGACUGGGGAUUUGCCUUCAAGUUAGGUCUCCAGCAUGUUCUGCAAA
This is a messenger RNA of Juglans regia (Persian walnut), 1240 nucleotides long. Its product is annotated as probable pyridoxal 5'-phosphate synthase subunit PDX2. Bases 143 to 901 code for a protein of 252 amino acids. The transcript is spliced from 7 exons. The record is from RefSeq and is a predicted model, not a curated record. Gene Ontology annotation, molecular function: glutaminase activity. Gene Ontology annotation, cellular component: glutaminase complex; cytosol. Gene Ontology annotation, biological process: pyridoxine metabolic process; pyridoxal 5'-phosphate biosynthetic process. NCBI's taxonomy places the organism in Eukaryota, Viridiplantae, Streptophyta, Magnoliopsida, Fagales, Juglandaceae.